CUCCGCCCUGACAACAGCGCGGUCUCUGACUACGUUGGGUAGACUCGGGUGGGCCUGCCGGCGGCGGACAGAGAUGCUGAAGGCCAAGAUCCUCUUCGUGGGACCCUGCGAGAAGAAGAAACAACACUACGUGAGAGUGUGGCACAGCCAGCCAGGAGUCCCCAGACCUGGGACCCAGCUCUGACUUUGAACUUCUGUGUGACCUUGAGGAAUUUCUUUCCUCUUUCUGGGCCUCAGUCGCUUCCUAUCUGUGACAGAAUGUAGUUUUUCUUGAAGAUGUGGAGAGAAGCAAGCGAGGGAAAACUCACACUAAUGAUUUUUUUAGACGAGAGUGGAAAGACUGUUUUGGCCAACUUCCUGACAGAAUCGUCUGACAUCACUGAGUACAACCCAACCCAAGGAGUGAGGAUCCUGGAGUUUGAGAACCCACACGUUACCAGCAACAACAAAGGCACGGGGUGCGAAUUUGAGCUAUGGGAUUGUGGCGGCGAUCCCAAGUUUGAGUCAUGCUGGCCAGCCCUGAUGAAGGACUCUCACGGAGUGGUGAUCAUCUUUAAUGCUGAUAUCCCGAGCCACCUGAAGGAAAUCGAGAUGUGGUAUUCCUGCUUCGUCCAGCAGCAGUUCUUACAGGACACUCAGUGUCUGUUAAUUGCACACCACAAACCAGGCUCUGGAAGUGAUAAAGGCAACCUGUCUUUGUCGCCACCUUUGAACAAGCUGAAGCUGGUGCACUCAAAUCUUGAGGAUGACCCUGAAGAGAUCCGGAUGGAAUUCAUAAAGUAUUUAAAAAACAUCAUCAACUCAGUGUCUGAGAGCAGAGACCGGGAGGAGAUGUCAAUUAUUACCUAACCAGGCUUCAUCUGAACUCUUCUACAUUCCAAGUGAGGUCAACUUUUUUCCCAGUGCAGGUCUGAAACCUUACCCAGCUACUGAUGUUUUCUCCUCCCUGUGGCUCUAGAAGAAAUUUUCCUUAUCUGCUCGAAGGUACCAGUCACCCAGGGAAUUGAAUCAUACCACCUAUGCUCUAUCCUAGUUCAGCUGAGAAAAUUGUAUUCUUGAAUUGUGAUUCCUUUGCCCCAGGCCUCUCCACAGAGCUGGAAAACUGAAGUGUUUUAUUUUCCUCUUCACCUAUGUCAAGUUAUAAAACUUGUGUAAUUGUAACUGUCAUAGCCCAAUGAUACAACGGUAGUUUAAUCCAUUUGUAUUGGAUGUGAUUUUCAUUCCUUAAUUCAUUCAACAAAUAACGACUUGUUGAGCAUCUAUUAUGUGCUACACUGUUCUAACUGCAGACGGUAUACAGCAUGAACAAAACAAAAAUCCUUGCCCUCGAGAAUUGAGAGCUUCCAUUCUGUUCUUCUAAAUAAUAGUGAGGUAGAGUGAAAACCUGAAAUACUACACCUUAGAUAUGAAAAACCAAAAAUUCUACAUUCUUCAUUUUCUAUAAUUGGUCUAAAUCUCAUGCCCCAUCCUCCUAGAUAAUGCGCGGAGUUGAAAUACUUGCAAUGCCAAAGGAAGUUACAGUCAACUCAUUUAUGGAUUCUAUAUUUGCGAAUUUGCCUACUUGCAAAAAUUUAUUUGCAACCCCCAAAUCAAUACUCAGUGCUUUGACAGUUAUUUAUCGUGGCAGAAAAUUUGAAUCACUAGAUACACAUGUCCCCAACCAAGGCUGAAUAAGGCAGUGCUCUGCCUUCUUUCAGCGUCAUACUGUAAGCAAGUGUCCUUCUCGUGGUCUACUUCAUGCCACAUUUUCGUCUUUUUGUGCUCUCCUUGGUUAUUGUUAAAUGGCCCCCAAACGUAGUACUGAAGCACAGAAAGGCUGUGAGAUGCCUGCAGAGAAAAGACAUGUGUUAGAUGAGCCUCGGUCCAGCGUGAGCUAUAGUGCAUUGUGAAGCAACAACAUGUAUUAAAUAAGAUGUCUUUAAACAGAAGCAUACAUAAAAUAAAGUUAUGUAUUAACGGUUGAUGAAAAUAUUGUGAUCCGAGGCACAUAGGAACUGAACCCUGGAUUUUCCUGAGAGCAAUGCUUUGGUGUUCACACUAAUCCAGUAUUCGUGGUGACUUUACAGAACAGAAUGACCAUGAAUAGUGAGAAUCCACUGUAUCUCCAUCUCUUGCAAUUUUAAGGUUUCGGGUUAGUUCAGUCUCUAAUAAACAUUUAAUUAAUUCAA
Messenger RNA from Rhinolophus ferrumequinum (greater horseshoe bat), 2168 nucleotides. It is a transcript of the gene IFT22, whose product is annotated as intraflagellar transport 22. The coding region runs from base 277 to 849 and encodes 190 amino acids. The transcript is spliced from 6 exons. Lineage: Eukaryota; Metazoa; Chordata; Mammalia; Chiroptera; Rhinolophidae. Gene Ontology annotation, molecular function: GTPase activity. Gene Ontology annotation, cellular component: endomembrane system. The record is from RefSeq and is a predicted model, not a curated record. Gene Ontology annotation, biological process: intracellular protein transport.